CAUGUGUGUGAGUCUGGGGGAUGAAAACAUGUGAGAAGAAAGAAUGUGUUACAGUGUGAGUCUGACUGGAGUGAGGAGUGGGAUAAGAUUUACAGAGGGAGACAAAACACAUUUUGCACUGGGAGUGAAUAAUCUGUUGUAAUCUGAAUGUACUGUUUUCAAAUUGUAGUUUAUGGUGUUCAUCUCUAGUGACAGUCAGGAGGAAGUGACUGCGACGUCUGAAGUGACAAACAAUGAGGAAUUCACUCCAAAGAAAAAGAACCUCCAGCUCAACCCUUACUAAAGCCAACAUGCUUCCACAUAUGGCUCAAAUCAACACCAGGCCAGUGUGUUUGUCUCAGAUGAGCAGUGUUUUCACCAGUGUCCCACCACUAUUUGGAACAGCACAAGCUUUCCUGCUGAGACUAGCCCAAAUUGAAGCUCAGCUGGUUUUGAACUUGAUUAGUAAUGUUGUAGCUAUAAAUAAAAGUGGUUAUGGAAACCCUCUUGUUGCUUUAAAUCUCCUACAGCCUGUUGGCAUUCAAAGAUCCCCAUUUUUGAGCAUGUACCAGCGCCCAUGUUUAAAAAACAUGGAUUCCAUAUCUCACAUGGUUAGUCACCCCUCAACAACAGUCACCGAAAUUAAUUCAGUCACUGCCAAUAAGGAAAGUGGUGCCCUUUUAACAAAAGAAACAAUUCAGGAGAAAGCACUAGGUCCCUUUAUGAAUAACACAGCAUUGCCACUGCCAACAUCUGAGGAAGCUCUUGUUAGAUCCAACCAUCUUGGCAAGCAUUUUUCCUUAAAACCACAUGUGGAGUGUUCUCAGUACCGGUCGAUGACAGCCAAAUCAAUGACGCCUCCUGACAGACCACAGAUUGAAGAAGCCGAGCCAAAGCAACAAACAAUGCUACAUUUUCCUACAGAAAAUCUGAUCAAAGCUUUAUCCAGCCUCGGCCUUUCUCUUGAGGAUCUAGAAGUACUCAGUCACUGUCCAGACAAUGAGUUGACAACAGAGAAACUUCCCUUCAUUAUACAAGACAUUCAACAGCGCAAAGGAACAAAGGACAUUAAAUAUGGUCAUGCUCAAUGGAACUCAUCUGAUCAAGUGGAAUCAUCCAGAGAGUCAUCAUACGCUAACGGGGAACAGAGGAAUCAGAGGAUUAUAAAUGGUGAUUGGCAAGAAUCCCAUUCCCACAGAUCCCUCAGCCCUGGAAGAUGCCGCACAUCUGAAGUCAUUUAUGAGCACUUCUCAACCCAGUCUAGAACACUGAAAAGAAUAAGACAUUCGUCAGGAAGAAGAUCAGAUUCCAUCCUGAAGAGGCUGCAACAUGGGCCUGCUAAAGUCACCAGGUGGAGGCCUGGUUCAGAUUUUCCACCUCACUCAAAAUGCAGCAUUAGGCACAGCUUUGCCUCUGUAGACUGUAAUAAAAUGAGAAAUUAUACUACACAAAGCCCCUUGUCCUCUUCGCACAGAUCCACCACUUAUAAUGCCAUGACAAACGGUCAUCAUCGGUUUUCAUUUCCAAUCAAAUCUACAAAAUCAGAAGUAACCACUGAGUCCAUCAACAAUCAGAUGCCAGUACCUAAGACGACUGCAAAAACAUCAGCACAAACUAAGGGUGUGAUUCGUGUGUCUGGAAUCAGUAUUGAUUACUCUGAGAGUGAACUCAUCAAAAUGGCAUCUCCAUUUGGUCACUGUGUUGAGGUUUUAAUGGCAGCUGAGGUUGACACAGCAACCUGUCUAGAAUGGAACAAGGCUUUACUGAUGUUUCCAACUGAAUUCUCAGCCCAGGAGAUGGUAAAGGUUUACUCUGCGAUCCCAGUUCACAUGAGACAGCAAAGUUUGGAGCUGGUGUCCCAAACUGUUGACUUUAGUUCACCUGUAUCAGUGUUUCAUGCUUUUGUGGGACCAUCAUUGUCAAAUGGCCUGCUGACGCCUUCGGACCAUUUGCUGGUUGUAUAUAAUGUUCCCAAUCAGCCCAGUGCUGCUACAGGAGUGCUACGGCUGCUAAAGCCUUUUGGACAAGUUUUCAGAGCUCUGUUACUUCAUGGAAACAAAGUGGAUGUUGAACAGCGCCUUGGGAACAACAGCAGCAUCCAGAUGGUUUUAGAGAUGGAAUCUGCUUCUGUUGCUUUAUCUGUAUAUGAGUGGUCUCAAAAAAUUCCUUGUGUUUAUCACAACCAUCAUCUCGUUUUUAUCAGAGGAUGUAAUAUACAGAAAAAUACAUGCAAGGUCAAUUCAGCCUAAUAUUCUCAGUUUUGUCAUAAGAAGGUCAUAAGAAGAAUUGUUUGUCUUUUUCCUUUUAUAAUGUUAUACAUUUUUUAAAAAGCAGAAGUUAACAAUUAAAAAUUUUAAUCUAAGACAUAUUAACUACAGUCACCUCUAUACCCAUGGUAACGGAAGUCCUGGAAAUAUCAUGGAAUAUUUAUUUAGACUUAAAAAUCCAGUAAUAAAACUCAGCUAAGGUCAUUUGGAAUGCAUAGAUCAAAAAUGUAAAAUAUAUAUAUAUUUUCUCAAUAGAUUAGUUCAAAAUUAUGCAUUAUAUAACAUGGUUGUUUGAUUUUAAUUGUCAGAUACUGUUAAAAAAAAGUCAAGAUCACUCCAGUGACAAAGUCACAGUUUAAAAAAUAACCAUUUACUCACCUUCACAUUUUCAAAUCUAAUCACAUUUUUAUUUCAUAUUUUUCCAAGAAAUUAUAAUUUAUGCUUUUCCCCAUACAAUAACAGCAUUAGUAACCAGGGGCCACAUAAAUUCUAAAAAGUGCACCAUAUUCAGAAAUUUUGAUGUUGAUUGAUAUUAUGCAACAAGUUUAAAAAUGUCUCUGUACAUAUGCACAUAAGAUUUGAGAGUUGUGCCAGGGCCAGAUUUUCACCCCACAAUGCACUUCAGUUCAGGGACAGUUCACACAAUUGUAUUAAAAAAAAUCAUAAUUUACUCACGCUCUAGUUGUUCCAAACGUCUACAAUUUUAUUUCUUCUGCCAUAUGUAAGACCAACACAAGCAAUGUAUCGUCAAAAGAAGUCGUUCCCUGACCGGGAAUCGAACCCGGGCCGCGGCGGUGAGAGCGCCGAAUCCUAACCACUAGACCACCAGGGAGCGGUGCGGAACUUCUGAUAAAUAUGGUAGUAGUCAACUCACUAAAAUGUCAUCACCCUCGCUGAUGUAAACAUGCAACCCGUCACGUGCCAUUUUGCUGUUUCUGUCAAUAUAUAGUAGACCUACGGCCUGCUAUGUAGUAUUCAGUAGGGAGUUACGUUUGUUUAUAACAUCUGGGUCAUUGUUCUCUACCUAAAAUGCUGAGUGUCUUUGUACUAAUUUGUUUUUUAAUCACCUAGGUUGUUGUAUAUCAAACAUUUGAGUGGGUUAUAUCAGAUCUGGGUUAAUCACACUAUUUUAUAAGAGGUUACACCACAUGAUGCAUUAUCCAAACUAAGCGACUUGCAGCGCAUCUGUCCAAAUAAAACAACCAUGUUCUUACAUUUGGUUUUUGUCAGUGCUUGUGUUUUGGAAGCUGUUAUGUUCCAAGCC
This is a messenger RNA of Labeo rohita (rohu), 3510 nucleotides long. RefSeq lists its product as uncharacterized. Gene Ontology annotation, molecular function: nucleic acid binding. The transcript is spliced from 8 exons. The record is from RefSeq and is a predicted model, not a curated record. Lineage: Eukaryota; Metazoa; Chordata; Actinopteri; Cypriniformes; Cyprinidae. Bases 234 to 2228 code for a protein of 664 amino acids.